Cladophialophora immunda is the source of this 318-nucleotide messenger RNA. RefSeq lists its product as uncharacterized. Gene Ontology annotation, cellular component: cytoplasm; chromosome. Bases 1 to 318 code for a protein of 105 amino acids. The transcript has a single exon. Gene Ontology annotation, molecular function: four-way junction helicase activity; 3'-5' DNA helicase activity. The record is from RefSeq and is a predicted model, not a curated record. Lineage: Eukaryota; Fungi; Ascomycota; Eurotiomycetes; Chaetothyriales; Herpotrichiellaceae. Gene Ontology annotation, biological process: double-strand break repair via homologous recombination.
AUGGAGACCAUAGCGCAUUUCGUACGCCAGCAGGUACGACGUCACCCCCAUAGCAAGGUCGUGGUAUAUUGUCAAACUGUGCCGCAGACCAAGGCGUUGGCGGCGUUGUUGGCAUAUGACGCAUACCACCACCACGCUGCUGACAAGGACAUCAAGAUGGGAGCGUUUCAGUCCGGCGCGACAUCGUUGAUCGUCAGCACCAGUGCAUUUGGCAUAGGGGUGGACAUCCGCGAUAUUCGCGUGAUCAUUCACAUGGACGAACCGCGGUUAUUAUUGGAUUACGGGCAAGAAAGUAGUCGAGCCGGACGGGACGGGUAG